AUGGACCUAAUGAUCAAGAUUAUGAAGAUGGGGUUUCUUUGGGAACAAUGAAAUUGCCAAAAGAUAUUGAUCUUGCAAGAUUUGAAACUCUACUUUUUCAGUGGGCUAACAGCCUUUGUCAAGGAGCUAUGCUGCCACUACCCAUGCCUCUAAAGGUUGAUAAAAUUCCUCGCGGAGCCAGAGUUUGUUUCAUUUCAGUUGAUGAUGCUCAAACUGAAGUUCUUGCAUAUAUAGACUGUAUGGUUUUCCCUGCAACUGAGACCUCACCUCCAAUAUUUCGAGCCAUACGAAAUGGACCCUCGAGAGAUAAGGCACCUCCCGGGGAGCCAAGAAUCAUGAGAAGCCUCUUAGGUGCCCUUCAGAAGUCUGUUGAGAUAGCUAGUGUUUAAAGUUGGAACAAUUUUUGUAUAGUCACAAAAAGUUCUUUCUUUCAACACUCUUUUUAUGUAUAAAGAACAUUUCACUUCUUUAAACUCAAUGAAACUUCAUUACAAGUGAAGAAUCUUGAGUGUCAUACAUAGACAAUGCAUGUAGUUAACUUGAA
Messenger RNA from Solanum verrucosum, 544 nucleotides. RefSeq lists its product as uncharacterized. NCBI's taxonomy places the organism in Eukaryota, Viridiplantae, Streptophyta, Magnoliopsida, Solanales, Solanaceae. Gene Ontology annotation, cellular component: chloroplast thylakoid membrane; chloroplast stroma. The transcript is spliced from 4 exons. The record is from RefSeq and is a predicted model, not a curated record. Bases 48 to 389 code for a protein of 113 amino acids.